This is a messenger RNA of Gossypium arboreum, 636 nucleotides long. RefSeq lists its product as uncharacterized. The record is from RefSeq and is a predicted model, not a curated record. Bases 1 to 636 code for a protein of 211 amino acids. NCBI's taxonomy places the organism in Eukaryota, Viridiplantae, Streptophyta, Magnoliopsida, Malvales, Malvaceae. The transcript has 2 exons.
AUGAACCGUGGUCGUGGAGCACCGGACAGAGAUGCUGUUUAUACUAAGGCGAGGCAGCAGGCACUGGUUUAUCUUGCAUGUCACCGAGAGGAUGGGGAUGCUCCAGAUGUUAUAAUGGGUAUGUUCUUUAUCCAUAAAAUUCCUCAUUCCGCAAUAAUAGAUAUAGGAUCUACCCAUUCUUAUGUUGCUUGCACUGUUACUAUGAAAUUGGGGAUUCCGGUUGAGAAUACUCCUAGUGGAAUUACUAUUCUAAGUCCACUAGUACAGUCUGUUAGGGUAAAUAAGGUCUUUAAGGAUGUUCCCUUGGAGAUACAAGGAGUUAUCUUUCUGGCUGAUCUUAUGGAUCUACCUUUCGAAGAAUUUGACCUAAUACUGGGCAUGUAUUGGUUAGUUAAACAUCGGGGUUGUGAGGCGUUCUUGGUCUACGUCAGUGUUUCAAAGGUGAGGGACUCUUCAAUGAAGGAUAUCAGAAUAGUUAAGGAUUUUCCCGACGUAUUUCCUGAAGAGCUACUAAGAUUACCUCUAGAACAUGACGUGGAGUUUGGGAUUGACCUCUUUCCUGGUACGGCUCCGGUGUCCAUCACCCGUUAUAGAAUGGCAUCGAAAGAUCUCAUGGAGCUUAAGGCCCAGAUUUAA